CACACUAUAGCAUCCAAUUGUAGCGCUCAUUUCCGGCCACACCCCUUUCCCCUUCCCACACAACACAAAGGCAAUCCCCAGCAGCUGCAGCAGUAGCAAGAGCAGUUGUCUCCCUGCUGGUGAAAAUUCACACUUUCAAGAUGUCGGACAUUGAUCCCAGCCCUGCAGAUGAGCAGACGUCGGAAGAUGAGUGCUCACAGGACAGCAAUGAGAUUCCUGUGACUUAUUAUGAAGAAAGACAUUCCCCAGAAUCUGCAAACAAAAAAAAUACUGCAGGAUUUGAUGAUGAUUCCAAUAAAGAUUGUGUCAUGAUAAAUGAAUUAGGAGAGCCGUGUACAACAUCCAGCCUGUUUCCAGAGAUGGACAAGCCACCAGGAGAAAAAUAUGUCUACAACAUACAAGACCACCCUGAGAUGCCUUACACCAGAAUGGCCGACAACUGCUACAGCAUCUUCAAUGCCAUAGAUCCCAAAACUGGAAGAGUAAUGGAAAUGACAACAUAUCUAUGCAUUGAUUGUGGGAAAAGCUUUACGGACAGCGCCCUUUUUCAGAAGCACCAAAAGUCCCACAUGGGGGAGAAACCCCAUGCUUGUAAUGUGUGUGGAAAAUCUUUCUCCUAUAACUCACACCUUGUCAUCCAUCAGCGAAUUCAUGCUGGGGAAAGACCUUUCUCAUGCUCUUACUGUGCAAAGAGUUUUACCGAUCGCCCGUCUCUGGUGAAACACGAGCGGAUACACACAGGAGAGAAGCCCUUCAGUUGUACAGUUUGUGGGAAAAGCUUUACAGACCGGUCAAACCUAGUAAAGCAUCACCGGAUUCACACUCGUGAAAAAUCUUUCACGUGCAGUGAGUGUGGGAAGAGUUUCACAGACCGGUCAAAUCUUGUUAAGCAUCAGAGGAUCCACACAGGAGAAAAGUCUUUUGAAUGCACAGAAUGUGGAAAGAGGUUCACGGAAAACUCAACCUUGGUUGUCCAUCGGAGAAGUCACACAGGGGAGAAGCCUUAUGCCUGCAAAGAAUGCGGUAAGACGUAUUCCUGCAACUCGCACCUUAUCGUGCACCAGAGAACUCACACCGGAGAGCGCCCAUUCGUUUGCCGGGAAUGUGGAAAGAGUUUCACCGACAGCUCAACUCUUGUGAUACACCAACGAGUACACACUGGGGAGAAACCGUUUGUGUGUAUGACGUGUGGAAACAGGUAUACAAAGAAGUCAGCUAUGGUGAAACAUCAGAGGACUCACACUGGGGAAAAGCCAUUCGGUUGCUCUCAGUGUGGAAAAAGUUUCAUUGACAGCUCAUCUCUGGUCAAACACCAGAGGACUCAUACCGGUGAAAAACCUUUUGCUUGCAUUCUGUGCGGGAGAAACUUUGCUGCCCGUUCCACUCUGGUGAAACAUCAGAGGACUCACACUGGGGAAAAACCAUACAUGUGCACCGUAUGUGGGAAAUGCUUUUCUUGUAACUCGCACCUCAUUGUACACCAACGUUUCCAUACUGGCGAGAAACCAUUUCCAUGCACUGAAUGUGGGAAAAGCUUUACAGAUAGCUCAACUCUGGUCAAGCACCAGAGAAUACACACAGGAGAAAGACCCUAUGUGUGUAAUUACUGUGGCAAAAGCUUUAUAGACAACUCAACCUUGAUUAAACACCAAAGAAUACAUACAGGCGAGAGGCCCUAUUCUUGCAAGGUCUGUGCAAAGCGUUUUACAGAUAGUUCAACACUGGUUAAACACCAAAGAAUCCAUACCGGGGAAAAGCCCUAUACAUGUAAUGAUUGUGGAAGAAGCUUUACUGAUUGUUCCACCCUUAUUAAACAUCAACGAAUUCACAGGAGAGGGGAACACCUAGCUAGCACCAUAGCAGGGAACCCUGUCUCUAAACAGCCAGAGUCUGCCAUGGACAAAAAAGUAAAGGUAUAAAGGCGAUGAGAAAUUAAUAGGAAACACACUUUUGUUGAACAGAAAAUGGAAAGGACACCAGAAAAAAGUCCGUGUCUCAUGCCUGAAACAAACAGAUUUUGAGAACAUGUGAAUCUAGAUCUCCUGACUUAUCGCCCCAUACAUUCUUCACUGGGUAGAUAUCAGACUUACACAUCUCUAUGGUAAUCUGCAUGCCGGAAACUGAUACUUGAUACAAUGAAUCAAGCCAAUAUGAAAACCAUAUAUACUUGUAUGUAUUAGGAGUAUCCUUGACUCCCCUUUGUAUUGUUGAAAAUAAUCCUGUGUCAAACACAAGGCUUGGAAGUGGCUGAGCCUUGUAACCCUGUAAGGAACAUUUUGAUGUCCCUGUUCUUGAUCUCACAUUUGCAAUGAAUGAAUGUACUUUUCUGUGGGUUUUUUAUUUCCUCUGUGAAUUUGGUGAUUGCCAGUAUGUCAGAAAUCAGUGUAACAUUUCUGGAUCAUUUUCCUGGUGGUUUUAAGCAUAAACUGGACAAUAAAUUAUACCAUGCGUUAUUGACACUUAGGAGAUGUUACCCGUAGCAACCAAACAGUAUAUAGCUAUCAUAUAUCUAGUGCAGUCUAUGAAAUGACAGCUGAUUGGUGGCUUUGGACAACUUCUGCACUUUAUCUCUCCUGAAGGUUUGAUGCAGCCUUAAAUGACAUUAUAAACUAGUCUACAGACAUUGCCACCAGGAGUCAAGCAGUUCACUCAUAGCGAAGGAGGAGGAGGCAUUUGCGGCCACGUAAAGUAAAGUUAAACACAUGUAUUUGGUGCAAAUAGUUAGAGCCUUAAUAUAAAGCUACAAUACAGUGAAAAGCUGCUAAACCUGAAAUCCAAGUUAAGUCAAUGUGAAAACUCAUCUUGUACUGUCCACAAAUAUAUGCAAUCUUCAAAAGGCUUAGACAUAUGUACAGUUUAUAUGUAUAUCAGUGCUAGUCGGUGUGCUCCUUUAAUUUAUUGAAAUAUGUAUACAAGUAAAUAAAUCAUUUAACAAAUGUA
Molecule: messenger RNA, 2940 nt
Organism: Pseudophryne corroboree (corroboree frog)
Lineage: Eukaryota; Metazoa; Chordata; Amphibia; Anura; Myobatrachidae
Product: oocyte zinc finger protein XlCOF6-like
Exons: 4
Coding region: 141-1919 (592 amino acids)
Biological process (GO): regulation of gene expression
Cellular component (GO): nucleus
Source: RefSeq, a predicted model, not a curated record